AUGACGGCCCCUCGUGUUGCUCUCGCCGCCCCGGCGCGCGUGCCUGGUGCGAUGGGCGCGCCAACCUGGGACCCAUCGCCAUUGUCACCAUCGACUGGUAAGCGUAGACCGGGGCGGCAUGGGGAUGGAGAUGGGGAGGAAGAGGAGGAGGAGCAGGAGCAGGAGGAGCUAGAGAACAUGGAGCUUUGCCAGCACCGCCCUCGACCCUGGGCGGCGGCAACGAUGUACAUGGGCAUGUGCAGCGUGGACCAGCAUGAACUCAUAAGUUUCCUUGACGACACAGACUCGGACGCUGACGACUUUAUCCUGUCCUGCUCGUCUCCUCCAUCGCCAUCACUAUCACCACUACCACUACCACUACCACUACCACUAUCACUAUCACUACCAACACCAUCACCACCAACACCAUCACCAAACACCAUCUCCCACCCCGCUGCGCACGCUCUGAUUGACGAAAACGUGAUCGACGACGACGACGACGACGACGACGACGACGAAGACGAAGAAGACAAAAUCAAAGACGACAACUCCGGAACCAGCACCGGUUUCUUCGACAGCACCACCUCCUUCUACCGCUCGUCUGCGCGGUCCAGCUUCUCGUCGACGACGAACUUGACCUUCACAACAACAAUCACAGCGGCGUCAACCACGACGGCAACGACACCGGCGGCGACGAUGGCGCCCUCCACCAUUGCCAACAGCUUCCUCAGCACCAGCGGGGGCGGCGGCGGCGGCGGCGGCGGCGGCUGCGCUAGACAUAAUGGCAAGACGACAGCAGCGGUUGAGACAGCUGCCCCAGGGCGGACCAGCGAAGAUAGCGUGGACCGGUCCCACGGGCUCUGGGACUACCUGCAUCAUGGACUCGACGGGUACAGCUCGCCCGACCUGCGACAGCUCCAGCAGCAGCAGCAACAACAACAACCACCAUAUCACAAUAAGCAACAACCCCGUCAACAGCUGUUCUCAUCAUCGUCACACCACGACCUUCAUUCCUCACGACCCGGCUCGUCUAGGAGCCGCCAACCGUGGGAGACGACGACCCGCGUUACGCGGACGAGCUCCGAGUCGAUGAUGACGGCAGGCAGCUCGACCGCGACGGCGAACUCGUCUGCCUGGACGACGAGGACGAGCAAGAUGAGCCACGAGAAGAGCGGCAGUAACGACAGCAAGAAGACGAUGGCGACGACCGUGUCGGCACACUCGCCAACGGCGGCGACAACGACAACGACAACGACGACAACGAUACCGAUACUACAAGGCAUGCGCGAGACGCUGUCCUCGGCCGGGUCAGCGACAACCGUGGCCCCGCCUGUGUCGCCGUCAACGAGCUCCUUCGGCGCAGAAAUGACGAAGCAGGAGUUCGAGGCCUUGCCCGAGGCCAUCCAGCGAAAGGUCAUUUGGCCCUGGACGCACGGGGAGCCGGUCUUGCCAUAG
Messenger RNA from Colletotrichum destructivum, 1434 nucleotides. RefSeq lists its product as uncharacterized. The record is from RefSeq and is a predicted model, not a curated record. Lineage: Eukaryota; Fungi; Ascomycota; Sordariomycetes; Glomerellales; Glomerellaceae. The coding region runs from base 1 to 1434 and encodes 477 amino acids. The transcript is spliced from 2 exons.